AUGAAGACCUUCACCGCAGCUGUGUCUCUGGCACUCUACGCCAGCUCUGCUCUCGCCUCAGCGCCAUCAACCUCCGGCACAGAAUGGAGGAGAACUCUCUUCCUCGACGACUUCACCGGCCGCUCCGGCCAAGCUCCUGACAGCUCCAAGUGGACAGCACAGACUGGCAUAAAAUACCCAGGGGGCCCAGAGCAAUGGGGAACCGGCGAGAUCCAGACCUACACCAACUCUGGCAACAACAUCCGUCAAGCUGGCAACGGCAACCUCAACAUCAUCCCAGUCAAGAACAACGCUGGAGCAUGGACAAGCGCCAGACUCGAGACCAACUCCGCCAGCUUCGCUGCUCCAGCUGGUGGCAAGUUACGCGUUGAAGCUCGCAUUGCAAUGCCAGAUGUUACCGGUGCCAAUGGCUUAGGCUACUGGCCAGCAUUCUGGAUGAUCGGCGGCAACUUCAGACAGAACCGCACGAACUGGCCCGCAGUCGGCGAGAUCGAUAUCAUGGAAAAUGUCAACGGCGCCGACACCAUCACCAACGUGUUGCACUGCGACAUCAACCCCGGCGGACGCUGCAACGAACCCAGCGGUCUCGGCCAAACCUCCUCCUGCACGGGCUCACGCUGCCCCGGUAACUUCCACAUCUACGAAGUCGUCAUCGACCGCACCACCAGGCCUGAGCAGAUCAAGUUCUGGGUCGACCGCAGCUUGCGCAAGACGAUUACACAGAACGACUUGGGAACGACCCUCUGGGCCAACACUAUUCAGAAGGGCUUCUACGUGGUUCUGAAUGUGGCGAUGGGUGGGGCGUACCCUAAUGCCGUGGCGGGGAUCAGCACGCCUACGAGAAGCACGGUUAGUGGGAAGCCUAUGCAGGUGGAUUAUGUGGCUGUCUGGAGUACGUCGUAG
Messenger RNA from Fulvia fulva, 903 nucleotides. RefSeq lists its product as uncharacterized. Gene Ontology annotation, molecular function: hydrolase activity, hydrolyzing O-glycosyl compounds. Bases 1 to 903 code for a protein of 300 amino acids. Lineage: Eukaryota; Fungi; Ascomycota; Dothideomycetes; Mycosphaerellales; Mycosphaerellaceae. The record is from RefSeq and is a predicted model, not a curated record. The transcript is spliced from 2 exons. Gene Ontology annotation, biological process: carbohydrate metabolic process.